Messenger RNA from Alternaria alternata, 312 nucleotides. RefSeq lists its product as hypothetical. The transcript has 2 exons. The coding region runs from base 1 to 312 and encodes 103 amino acids. NCBI's taxonomy places the organism in Eukaryota, Fungi, Ascomycota, Dothideomycetes, Pleosporales, Pleosporaceae. The record is from RefSeq and is a predicted model, not a curated record.
AUGUACAUUGUACCCCCAAUCUUGCGUUCAACCACACGCUACAAUCGAACUAAUCUACAACGUCUACCCACUCACCCUCUUCUAUCCAAAACAAUUGAGAUGUCCGAAAACAACAACGUUGAAGACUGGCGAAAGGUCACAGGCAUUGGCACUGGUCAGAAAUGGGGCGCAACUACACAGCAGUCCACUGAUGGGCGCGCAUGGGGCAUUGCGAUUAGCCAGUCGGUCAACGAAAGCAAGCCGCCGCCUUCUAAAGGAUUGAAUGCUGCGGCUCCGUCGUUCACCCCUGGCAGCGUCAAGUCGAAGACGUAG